Messenger RNA from Tripterygium wilfordii, 963 nucleotides. RefSeq names its product zinc finger CCCH domain-containing protein 3. Gene Ontology annotation, molecular function: zinc ion binding. The coding region runs from base 75 to 545 and encodes 156 amino acids. Gene Ontology annotation, cellular component: U12-type spliceosomal complex. The record is from RefSeq and is a predicted model, not a curated record. The transcript has 7 exons. Lineage: Eukaryota; Viridiplantae; Streptophyta; Magnoliopsida; Celastrales; Celastraceae.
UAUGAUAAUGAUGAUUUGAUUUAAAAAGAUUAGCACCACCGACGGAGCCACAAGGUUUAAUUUUCCAUCGAGAGAUGCCGUUGGGUAAGUACUACUGCGAUUACUGCGACAAAGAAUUCCAAGACAAUCCAGUCUCUCGCCGACGCCAUCUUCAGAGCUCUCUCCACCUCAAAGCCAAGGCUCUCUGGUACGACUCCUUCAAAUUCACAGAUUCCAAUCAGUCUUUCCCCACCAACGAUGGUAGUAGUGUCUUCGUUUCUAAAGGAGUCUGCAACCGAUUUUUCAAAACGGGAUACUGCCCAUAUGGCGAUUCUUGCAAAUACUGGCAUCCCAACAACUACAACAGCACCGCUCAAGUUGCGAGAGGCUCUACUGGUAGCAUUCAGUUGCCUGUUGUUUCAGGGAAUCAGUUGGUGGGUGGAGGUUCUGCGCCUGGUGAUGUGGUGAGAGAUAGCAUGGGAAUGUCAUGGGGCAACCUUCCUCCUUCACUGAAGCCUCCUCCUGAGGGUGGAUAUCCACCUCUUCCCUUUGUGGACUGGGGAUAGUUGAUUUAUUCUCUGUUCUUUCUGUUGCAUCGACUGUUGGUGCGUCACAACUUUUGGUUAUUAUCCAUCUCAUGUGUGGUUGUCAGAGUAGUUAAAACCCUAGGCUUCCAAACAGCAUGUACAUUGCAGAACCCAUAUGGCAGCCACAUGCCCUUGCAAUUUGGUGGACACUCGUUGCAGUAAAAACUAAUAUAUGCAUGGAAAUUGCCACUGAGGCUGCUGAUUGGAGGUACCCUUCCUGCCGGGCAUUCCAGGUCGAGGAGUGUGGCUUUAGUUAUCUAGAACAGUUAAUGUAGUAAAAUCAUAUUCCUGUGGUAUUGCUGAAACAUGUUAUGAUAUCAUGUUUUCCUUCACUGGUUCCUGAUGCUUGCAUUCAUAAGAUUUUAAUGAGAUGGUGGAGCCAAAUAGCCAUUGAUUC